GUGACUAAUUUACUUGUACCGGCUGUGUACACUGAUAAGACACAAGAGUGUACAAUUGCCGGUAUACCACAACACAUUAAGUGGUAUGCCGGAUGCCUAAAGAGGAGGGUUUGCGCUCAUGUUUAUUGAUGGUCGAUAUAGUCUUCCCUCACACUAUAAGCAGCGUACAGGAUCAAUCUGCUACUAGACAUCACAGUCGCGUGAGGCAUACCGAGUGAACCCUGUCAUCCCUGUUCUCCCAAACUUGGAGCUGCUUGCCUGGAUAUCAUAGCCCAGCAGGACACCUUCAACAGACGUCUCUUUAGUCCAGUCAGUCAGGAAAGCAAGUAUGCUAGGAUACAUCACCAGGUCAAAGCUUGUCGCAAUGUUGUGGUUGGCAUGUGUGAUAACAACUGUUCUGUACAUUGCUUCAAGCAGAAAUAAGCCCAUGAAACAAAAUACCAUGGUGCUGGUCGACACACAUAAGAAAGAACACCGUGACGGAAGUCCACAGUCCGGAGAGCAGGACAAAGUCCGGACAAUCUCAGGUACCUCGGAGCAUGUCUUGCUCGUGCUUUUCUCCACGUGGAUUAACAAAAAGGGGAAAGAGCACGUGCAGCGUAGUGUGCUUGGAACAUGGCGGACCUGGCUGACGCACAUCAAACCAGUGUUGCUGACGGACGACCCGGGUGCAAGGCUGAACGCUGAGAAGUCCGGGUGGCAGGUGAGGGGGGUGGGGGAGACAGGGUGUGGCAAUACCAGCAUGCCCACUCUGAGAGGCAUGUUCAAUGACAUUAUCGCACAGUAUAAAGGAACCGCAGACCUAUUUGGGUUUGCAAACGGUGAUCUGGUUUUUGACGAUGGCCUGCUUACCACAAUGCAGGCACUUGUUAAACAGGAGAGGGAUGUAUUGAGGUCACGGCCUGUGAUGGUGUUGGGUAAGAGGACGAACGUGGACAUGAAGGGCAACGUCACUGUCACCGACGUCAGUCAGGUGAAAGGUCACGCAUCACGUGGACGCUACCCCGGAGAGGGUUCUUCUGACUUCUUCUUCACGAAUCACCUGUUUCCGUGGGAUCGCGUACCAGAGAUUGUCAUUGGACGAGUAGGAUUCGGAAUGUGGAUUGUGGCAUAUGCGCGAGCGAAUAACGUGACCCUUUAUGACGUCACGAAGACUGUGACUGCAAUUCAUAUGACGACAAAAGAAGGUAUUUUUGAAUCCGGUAAAAGUGCCAAUGCUUGGUGUAAUCAUAAGUUGGUAAACGCCAAUCACAUGCCGCCAAAGAACUAUGCGUGUGGUUGGAUUAAUUGUGCAAGGAGACGUUCCAUGUACUCGGCCGACGGCUCUGUUACCUUCACUGAUGUUAAAAACAGUACCCUAAUGAAAGGAUGUCAUUUGUGUGGAUAUAACUAAAAUUGAUAUAUACUCUUAAAAAAAGAAACUUGACACUGACUUUCAAAAUGUAAUAU
Molecule: messenger RNA, 1449 nt
Organism: Haliotis rufescens (red abalone)
Lineage: Eukaryota; Metazoa; Mollusca; Gastropoda; Lepetellida; Haliotidae
Exons: 2
Coding region: 329-1393 (354 amino acids)
Source: RefSeq, a predicted model, not a curated record